Oxyura jamaicensis (ruddy duck) is the source of this 2428-nucleotide messenger RNA. It is a transcript of the gene RANBP10, whose product is annotated as RAN binding protein 10. Gene Ontology annotation, cellular component: cytoplasm. The transcript is spliced from 14 exons. The record is from RefSeq and is a predicted model, not a curated record. Lineage: Eukaryota; Metazoa; Chordata; Aves; Anseriformes; Anatidae. Bases 41 to 1870 code for a protein of 609 amino acids. Gene Ontology annotation, molecular function: protein binding. Gene Ontology annotation, biological process: cell surface receptor signaling pathway; cytoskeleton organization.
GGGCCUCGCUCCCCGCCCGGUGACACAAAGCGGAUCCAAGAUGGCGGAGGCGGGCGCGGGGAGCCUGCACGGGGGGGACACGGCGGCGGCGCCGGGCCCGGCCGAGGAGCAGGAGCUGAGCCGGCGCCUCCGCCGCCUGUACCCCGCCGUCAACCAGGACGAGACGCCGCUGCCGCGCUCCUGGAGCCCCAAGGACAAGUACAACUACAUCGGCCUCUCGCAGGGCAACCUCCGCGUCCACUACAAAGGUCAUGGUAAAAACCACAAAGAUGCUGCCUCAGUCAGGGCUACGCAUCCCAUACCCGCAGCUUGUGGCAUUUAUUACUUUGAGGUGAAGAUCGUCAGCAAAGGUAGAGAUGGGUAUAUGGGAAUAGGACUUUCUGCUCAAGGGGUCAACAUGAACAGGCUUCCUGGAUGGGAUAAACAUUCUUAUGGGUACCAUGGUGACGAUGGGCACUCCUUCUGUUCCUCGGGCACAGGACAGCCCUAUGGCCCUACGUUCACAACUGGAGAUGUGAUUGGUUGCUGUGUCAACCUGAUCAACAAUACCUGCUUCUACACAAAAAAUGGCCACAGUUUAGGUAUAGCCUUUACAGACCUCCCUUCAAAUCUCUACCCUACAGUGGGUCUCCAGACUCCAGGAGAGAUAGUGGAUGCCAACUUUGGGCAGCAGCCCUUCGUGUUCGACAUCGAGGACUACAUGAGGGAGUGGCGAGCGAAGAUUCAGAGCACCAUUAAGCGGUUUCCCAUAGGAGACAGACUAGGCGAGUGGCAAGCCAUGCUGCAGAAUAUGGUUUCUUCGUAUUUGGUUCAUCAUGGGUACUGUUCAACAGCAACUGCCUUUGCCAGAGUCACAGACACCACAAUCCAGGAAGAACAGACCUCAAUAAAGAACAGACAAAGAAUACAGAAGCUAGUAUUAGCAGGCAGAGUGGGAGAGGCUAUAGAAGCCACCCAGCAGCUCUAUCCUGGCCUCCUAGAACAUAACCCCAACCUGCUCUUCAUGUUAAAGUGUCGGCAGUUUGUGGAGAUGGUGAACGGGACAGACAGCGAAGUACGUUGUUUCAGUGCACGCAGCCCCAGAUCCCAGGACAGUUAUCCAGGGUCCCCCAGCUUAAGUCCUAGACAUGGAUCAAACAACUCACAUGUUCAUAGUACCGGAGCAGAUAGUCCAACCUGUAGCAAUGGAGUCAUGUCCACAAAGAGCAAACAGAGCCACAGUAAAUACCCAACACUGAGUUCGUCAUCUUCAUCUUCUUCCUCCUCCUCCCCCUCGUCUGUGAACUACUCUGAGUCCAAUUCUACAGAUUCUACCAAAUCUCAGCAGCACAGUAGUACAAGUAACCAAGAAACCAGUGACAGCGAGAUGGAAAUGGAGGCUGAGCACUACCCCAAUGGAGUCCUGGAAAAUUCAUCCACCAGGAUAAUGAAUGGCACCUACAAACAUGAAGAGAUCCUGCAGACAGAUGAAUCCAGCAUGGAAGACAGCUGCUCCCAGAGGCAGCUCUGUGGAGGGAACCAUGCUGCUACGGAGCGAAUGAUCCAGUUUGGGCGGGAGCUGCAGAUGCUGAGCGAGCAGCUUUGCAGAGAAUAUGGGAAGAACACAAUGCACAAAAAGAUGCUUCAGGACGCAUUUAGCUUGUUAGCUUACUCAGACCCUUGGAACUGCCCUGUUGGUCAACAGCUGGACCCAAUCCAGAGGGAACCUGUUUGUGCUGCUCUUAAUAGUGCUAUAUUGGAAUCUCAGAACCUGCCAAAGCAGCCCCCACUGAUGCUUGCCCUGGGUCAGGCCUCGGAGUGUUUGCGGCUCAUGGCUCGCGUGGGCUUGGGCUCCUGUUCCUUUGCCAGAGUAGACGACUAUUUGCACUAGCCACCAGAGCAAGAUGGAGCUGACAUCGUUGAGUGCUGCCCUUCACCCUCCGUUGCUGCCACUACAGCACCACCUCGUCUAUAGCCUGACGUCCCUGCCACCAACACCCCCUCUAGCACACACACACUGCCUGUGAAAGGAUUGAGUUAGUCCCUCACGACGUGGCCAUUCCUGACCCCAGGAGUGACUGGCAGAUCUUACUUGUCUCCCUGCCACGGCUGCGGCUCCGGCGGCGCUCAGUAUUUUGCUGGUUAUUCUCAUGUAGCGCCUUCCAAUGUAGGGAUUUCUCUAUAUUUUGAUUUGAUUGUUUCUCAUGGAUCCACCAGUAUUUUAUCUGGAGAGUUUUGCUGAGCUGGUUUCUGCUGAUUUACUGAGGAAGCUCAUGAAGUUGGUGACAGCUUGUUCUUUUCUUCCCUCCUCCCUCCAUCUGUGCACAUGCAGCAUCAUCUUCUGUGCUAGUUACCUGAACUCUUCUCACAGUGGCAGUUCAGAGGGAUUUUUCUUUUUUAAUUUUAUUUGAAUCCUGUUUAUUAAAAAGGUCUCUUCCACCUCCACAAA